This is a messenger RNA of Polistes canadensis, 241 nucleotides long. Its product is annotated as putative oxidoreductase GLYR1 homolog. The transcript has 3 exons. Lineage: Eukaryota; Metazoa; Arthropoda; Insecta; Hymenoptera; Vespidae. The record is from RefSeq and is a predicted model, not a curated record. Gene Ontology annotation, molecular function: oxidoreductase activity, acting on the CH-OH group of donors, NAD or NADP as acceptor. The coding region runs from base 2 to 241 and encodes 79 amino acids.
CAUGCACAAACGACGCUCUGCUCUGGUCAUUCAGUCUCUUGCCGUUCGUGAGCGGAGCAGUAGUGGUGAUAGUUUGAUUAUGUCUGAAAUGUACAAACUAGGUGAUUUGGUAUGGGCGAAGAUGAAGGGAUUUUCACCAUGGCCAGGCCGGGUAUCCAUUCCUUCAAAGGAUUUGAAGAAACCAGGAAAUACUAAGAGAGGACCAGUACAAUGUAUUUUCUUCUUUGGAACUAAUAAUUAG